This is a messenger RNA of Toxorhynchites rutilus septentrionalis, 8370 nucleotides long. RefSeq lists its product as uncharacterized. The transcript is spliced from 7 exons. The record is from RefSeq and is a predicted model, not a curated record. Lineage: Eukaryota; Metazoa; Arthropoda; Insecta; Diptera; Culicidae. The coding region runs from base 630 to 7931 and encodes 2433 amino acids.
AUUCUGCAAAGAACCAUCACAGCAGGCUGAUUGUGACGAAACACGGGUAUAGAAAAUAAAAAAGCAUAUUGAAACUGUUUAGGAUAGCUUUCGGUACGUCACUUCAUUCGGUGGAUAAUUUACUGCAAUUGGAAGGAAAGUUUGUCAUAAAAUAAUUUGAAUAGUCAAAUGUGUGCUAGAUGGGAUGCAUAUUUCUGCGUGCAAUUAGUGUGUUGGUGGAUUUAUAUUUUUCUUCAAUCGGCGUGCAGAAACGUUGACAGCCAUCUUACGUUUCGGGGUUCUUUCGAAGCAAGUUCUUUUGGUGAAUAUCGUGAAAAGUUUCAAUUUCGAACCUUGCAAUUAGUGUGAUCAGACGGAAAAAUCAAUUGUUUUUGUGGCCCAUCCUGAAGAUUAACAAAAUGGACUGACGAUAACAAAACUGGACUGUUCAAAGUGUGAAAGUGAUCGAAGGGGUGUGUCAUACAUUUGGAAUUUGAAUGGGAAAAUAAGUAAUAAAUAUAAAUAAGUAAUAAAAAACGAUGCGUAUAACAAAACAUUACAGUAUUAGCAUAUGAACUGAAAGUGCAAAGUGAAAACUUGUUACAGAUUGUCCCAUUGACCGACGAUGAAUCUGUAAGGGACCACCGUGUAUGGGAGCUGCAAAACGUAGUCGACGGAUCCCGGCCGCCAAACGUGUUGCUUACAGGCGUCUAUUUCGGAAGCUGUGCCAACGAUACCCCAGUGCUAGUUUCGCGAAAGCAGGAAACGCCACCAAAGGCAGUCGGAACUUGUUCUGCCACCUGAUGCAUAAGCGAUAUCUGAAACACCAGCUGAACGCUCAUCAUCGAAACCAUUACCUUGUGCUGGACAAAAAAGUUGGCGUACCUGUGCACUCCAAAGGAACAGUUCCGGCAUACUUUCGAAAGCGCAUUCUAAGGAACCGUUUGGCAGAGAAAGAAAACUCAAAGGUUGAUUCCGUUGGCGACGAGAAAGCAGAACCUGACUCGGAAACUUCAGAGGAGAUCCCACCAACUAAUGGCGACGAGGACAGUAAGGUUUCAUCAAAGAAUCCAGAGAUUCCCGACCCAACAAAAUUUUCAGUUUUGAAGGGAGAUAUCGAAGAAUAUUGCGCAGUACAAGAGAAGGUUCAGAUAUUAAUUUCCAUGCUGAAGGCACGAGCCAGAGAAUUGGGAAAUGAUGGCGGCGAGAAGAAAGAAGAAGAGGAGAAAGAAAGGCACAUUUCGACGAUGAAGCUCGAACAGAAUGAGUGUGAUACUGCAGAGCUGGAGUCACUUGCCGAAAAGUAUUAUGUUCAUUCUGAUGACGAAGAUACCAAAGAUAUUGUUGAGAGUAAGGUAGAAGUAAACGAUGAACAUAAAGAAGAAUCCAAACAUGACAUAUUGUUCGUGGACGCAGAUGCAUUCAACGAUUCUGAAUGUGAAUCCUCCGAGUCCAAACCAAAUCUGUUUGGAAACCAUGAGGAGCUCCUGCCGGUCAAGAGCCUGAAAGACAUAUCACCAUCGGACCUCCUAGAUCCCACAUUUAGUAGCAUUAAGUUGGAACCUAUUCUCAAAACGAAUUCCGUUGUCGACGCUCUGUUCAACAAAUUCAACUUGAAACUUCCUACCGCAGCUCCAAAAGAUGAAACAAAUCCGUCAUCAGAAAAUGACGAGAACAUCAUUAAACGCCUUCGAGAUCGUAGGAAAAUUGCGCUUAAGCCACGUUACGUGGAUGAAGAAGACGAGGAACCGAAAAAGUGGCGACCAUCUAGAAUAUUCGACAAGAUUCACAAGAAACUCAACAUCGACCUGGAUUGCAACUCGAACUCCUCGACUGAGUUUUAUGGUUUCGAUGAGGGAGAGGUCAUCAAACUGGACAAGCCGACUGUUCCCGGACUGCUUCCCACCCCUAUUGUUAAAAAGUCCCGUCCUAACGCUCCCUUCCUUGCGCACGAUACCACCUUCGAGGAUAUUAAGAUCGAAAAUCGUGACGAUCUGUUCCGAGAGGAGGGUUUGAUCUCGUUUGGCUCUCUUCCACCCCGGCUGGAAUGCCCUCGGAGGCCCGAUGAUAUGGUACGGCCCCGAACGGUGGCACAAAAACGAAUUCUACUGCAAAAGAAAAAUGACGUGCGUUACUUGAUGAUCGACAACGAGUCUAAAAUUUUCAAUGAAUUGGAAAAACGCAGCAAAAACAUCGAUGUUGAUUUAGAUUUUGAUAGGAUGAAAGAACUGCAGGACCAGAAUAUACCGUUCACCCGAGACACGUGGCGAGCUUUGGCAUGGUUGAGGACGGAGAAAGGAAAGUACUUUUUCCAAACAAUGAAAAUCGAUAAUCAUUCCAUAAAACUUAGUGGUUGCGAAGGGAAUCAUGCAAGCAAAAAGCACGCCAAAAAACAGCUCUCUGCUCCGAGCUCUAUCAGCCGAAAACAGGAGUGCAGGUGCCCGGAGUAUCCAUCGAAUGUAACCAUAGACCUCGGUGCAAUAGAGCCACAGGUGUCGAUCAAAUCAGAACCCGAAGAGUGUCAAAUAUUCGACCCAGCACUCGACAAGAAACUUCUUCGUGGCAGCUCAAGUUGCCUAUUGUCGACACGCCCAGGUCCUCUAUCGUCCAAACUUCGAUACGAUAGCGAUUUGCUCCAUCGAACAGAGGAUGACGCAUACCUUGGUCCGUUGGAAAUUCUAGAAAUGCCAACUGUUGAAAUCGAAGUAUUUCCACGAAUCGAUCGUCCCCUCGAUCCCAUCGUCAAACCCUACCUCAAAAUGCUGCUGCCUUUCAGCGGUAUCACCGAAAAGUGGGCCCGCUUUGCCGUGUCCACUCUGAAAACGUCCGACCGGCGUGAGGAAGACAUACCUCCCGAGGAGCGCUCAUUUUCCUUCACCCUUCCGUACAGCAACAACCAGCGUAGAAUUUUAAUACGACGACGGGUUGUGAACUCAUGUGAGAAGCAGCAGUCGGAGGAAAGCAUGGAUAAGUUCGAGAAGGCACUGAGAGAACCGCUAACAUUCCGGAAACAUCUGGAUGCUCCCGAUAGCAGUGGUGUCAAUGAGAUUGAUCCAGCGGAGAAAGAUUGCGCGGAUAUCCUGACGGAAAUAACAGAUGCGGUCGCGAUCAGUCUAGCGGAGGAUGUAUUCGUUGGUCGAGACCCGGAUUGUGAUUAUACGAGGGAAGAUAAACCGCUGGAUAAACCGAACGUUGUUGGCGCCGAAAGUGGAAAACCUAGCGAGAGUGCGGCCAAAUGCAAGCGAAUGCUCCGCGAGAUGAAACGCCUGAACGCCACCAUAAUCGAGACGAUCCCGGACUCCCAGGGCGAGGAACAGAAAUCGCAGUGCGAUAGGCGCUACUGCUCGCACGGUUGCAUUUGCGAGGUCUUCAGUGGGAAACACACCAGUUCCGCCGGUGUGGCACGUAGUCACUGCAAUAAGAUUGACUGUAUCUUUGGAUGUCAGUGUGGCUACGAGAAGAAACGAACGACGGCGAUGGGGAAAGAACUACCGGCGGCCCUCAGUGAAGAGGGUUUCUCGGCUCUCACGAAGGAGGACGUGAAAUAUCUCCGGGAGAAGGCUACCGCCCGUUUGGCAAAGGAAGAACGUGAUUUCACUCCGACUGUGAUACUUACGAACAACAGUACGGUACUGGUGCGGAACACCGAGAUCGAGAUGCGAAGGAACAAAAAGAAGCCAAAAAAAUAUGAUGACUAUUAUAACGAUAGCAGCGUGAAAAAUCUACUCAACGGUGUGACCUGUGAUGUGGUGGAAGAUCGUCGUGAUCCGUCGCUGGAACGAGUACAACCGUGUUCAACCAUUGAUAAACCUCUGAGCCUGCAUGACAGAAUACGACACACACAUGUGGUUUUGAACAGACUAGAUCUGGACCAUAUCGAACCAUGGUGUAUGGUGCACUGUCUUUAUCGCUGCUAUUGUCGUGGCAAUGCGGUUGCAGGUAAACCAUUCAAAUUUAACGAGGAGAGUAAUAUCGUUCUGCCGGCACCAGCGAUAGCACCGGAACAGGCUCUUCUGCCGCAGAAUUACGAGCCUCGUCGAAGACGUCUCUAUUCGUUCGAAAAACCCGAAUGUCUCGAUGAAAUGCGUAUACCACAGCGAAAGCGUGACAGCUCCGAGGAAUCGUAUAAACCGUGGAAUGAAAGAAGGAAAAAACGAAGAACUCUCGAAGAUCAGCACUCCAAGAGUUUAGAGCAGAAGGACUCCAGUGAGUCGUUAUCUUCAUCGAAAAGAACAUCACUGGAGGAUUUGCAGAUUCAUGAUGGUCAAACAUGCCGGCGAGCUAUUCCGGUAAAUAGGAAUUUCUAUAAAACACGAAACUAUUACCGCAAGGACCGUUACCAACGGGAUAUCGAAGAAACAAAACGAGCCAAUCCUCAUGCAGAGAAAAGGCUCAAAGCGCUGCUGGAGACAUGUGAGAGAACGUUCUUCGAAGAACGCAAACGUGAAUUGGAAGACAAAGCUAGAGAAGUUAGAGAGAAACAGAUAAAAACACAACGAGAAGCGAAUGCUGAAAAUGCUGGAAUCAGGCAAGACAAGCAGCGAACCAAAGAACCGAUACACAUCGAUAUCGUUGAAGAGGAAGAAAAAAUUAGGAAUAACCCUUUGCUCGGUCCUCUGGUAGAUAUGAGCAAGGUACUGAUUUUUUGCGGGAAAAAGAAGUAUUACGUAGAGCACAGCGCCAUUGAAAGUGGGAAGGUGAACCUGAUUAACAUUGCCAAAAAGUUUCGAUCCACUGUCUACGUGAUAAAGAGGGUUGAGAAUGACCCGCUGGCAAAAAAUAUCAUAUUUGGCUAUCGAAAUGAGAACAUCACUCUUCAGGGACGCAAAUACAGCAAAUACCAAACCUACAAACAAACUGACAAUGAACAUGUGGAUUUAAAUCUCGUCUGUGACGGUGAAAGUCCGGAAUCCUCUAGUUCUUUGGUGCAAGAUGCAACUCCCGAAAGCGAUACCAUUAAAAAAAUUAUGCUCGAUCAGGUCAAUUCAGACAUCACGCAUACGAUGCAACACAUUCGGGAAAUGCUGCGAAAGAACACCACAACGCUGAAUCCUCCGAAGAAAGGCAUUUUAUACCUUUUCAAGUGGGAGAAAUUCUUGCAGGCCUUCAACGAAGAUUCACUGGACGUGUGGGAUGUAACGUUCCAAAAUGGGGCGGAUCUGGUUAUAAUAACGACGGAGGACACGCGGAAAAAUACACCAACCUUCAAAGACACUAAAUCCGUUCGUUUCGCCCGUAAAAGCACCUUCGAAACGAAGGGCGCGUCACUCUUAACUAAAAUGCUGCUGUACCAGAUUGACAACCCAGAGACCAAUAAGUUAUCAUUGGUGCUUUUCGGCACUGAAAACUAUUGGCGAUUUUGUGGGUUUAUCAAGGCCGGAAGCAAUUAUUUGGAGAAUGGGUGCGAGGUACGACCAACGCCCGUUUCACAUCCCAAAGUAGCUCCCAAAAUCAACAAAUACUUCGAAGCGUUUGUUGCCAACCAGGUGAAACGGGAAGCGGCAAUACGGCCGCCAGCGGUGGAUAAUGCUACGGAUGGUGCGAAACCAAAGGCAAAACGGACCGAUGCGGUGGAGGCUCCAAAGCCGAUCAGAGCACAGAAACAAAAAGAACCAACGCAAGCUAAGCAACGUGUGGCACUGCCUAAAAUGCCUGCGAUCAAGUCCAACGUCAAGUUGAUGGAAACGAAGAUUAAAGAUUUUAAAAAUAUCGCAAUUCCAAACGUCGGAACACGUCGUUGGUUCAUGCUAAACAUUGUGAACGACUUCAGUGACAUCUACAUUCCCAGCUGGAAGUCCUGCCUGACGUACGGAAGAAUUAAGCAAGCUAUUCAGCUGGCUAAUCGGUACAAAAAGACGGUCAAGUUAACAUCGAUCGUUUUGAAAAGUAACCAGGAUGAUGUGCUGCCCCAAAUUUAUGCUGCUCCCGGCCAGGGAGAUUGCAUUUUUCUAGGCCCUUACACUUACACCCAGCACAUCGAUUUGAUGCUUUGCCAGAAUGUCGAUGGAAAAAUGUAUACCCGGGAAGAGUACGAACGGAAUAACCAUAUCGUGAGGUUGGAACAGACGACCGGUUCCUGGCUAUACAUGAAACCCAAUCCAGCGGCAGUUCCCUCAGCUCCCUCAACGUCAUCGCAAAUUGCUACGAAGGCUAAACCGCCUACCAGAACGGCGACUGUAUCCUCCAGCGACGACGAUUGCGUAGUUAUCGAUGAUGCAAACGAUUGUCUCAAAUUGAAGUCACCGACUGAUGAACACCAAGGACUACACCAUCCAAAGAAGGAACAAACUUCGGAACCUUCCAAGAACAACAAUCAACAGCUAGAAUCACUCAUUCAUCAGCUAUACGAUGACUCCGAUUCAGAUGAAUGUACCGCAUCGGAAACGUUAUCAGCGGCUUCCAAAUCGCAAGCAUCCGAUCUAAUAGAUUCGCCGAGUUUUAAUAAAAUAGAAGAAACUACCAAAAAUCAGCUGUCGCUGUUAGUCGAUAAGACAAUCGAGAACAGCAAACAAUUGACCGUCCCCAAUAAUAGUGCAAUUUCCAACAGAAGAAUGUCGUGCAUUCCUGCCAGCAACAGCCAGGUAUCUACCGCUGCUGGCAAACCACACCUACAAGCUAAGGAUUUGCCAACGAUUCAUCAAAAUACAACGAAACCCAAACGCAAGUCUACUGGAACGAUCGAGCCCCAAGUUCCGAUAACAAACGCGAAAAAAUCUCGCUUAUCAUUACCAACGACCGCUGCUUCCGCAACUGAAGUUGUCUGUCUGGAUGAUGACGACGACGACGAUGAUGAUAAUGGUGGUGCAGCAAAAAGCACAAUAAGCCCUUCCGCCUCAAAAAUGAAGCCACCUUCAAGCACCACCUUCCUAAAUAGUCAACAGGCCGCGUUGAUUGCCAGUAAAAUUAAUCUUCUAAAUCCAAACCAGAAAGGCGUUGUUAUGUACAAUCCAUCCACUGGACUGCUUCGCAUCAAACGAUCAUUGAUGAAAAGUCUGACGGAAGGGUCAACUGUUCCGCUUCCCACCGCUUCUAGCUCGAAAUCUGAAACAGUGAACGCGAUUCCCAAGAAAGCUACCUCCCCAGGCCAAAAGCUGCCUGAGUCCACUGCAAAUGUAAGAAGGAAGAAUAACAUGGAUACAGCGGCGCAACCACCAUUGCCACAAAAACCCGUCAUUUUGAGUUCCGCGGAUGUUCAGGCAGCACCUUCGAAACCACCCACGGUACCGACGGAAGGCGUUCUUCGUAGUAACAUCCCCGGGCUUGGUCUCGUGGCGGUACUCUGGUCACCUAGAGAUAUCAUCAUUAAGGUGCGUGAACUGUCCGUUAGGCAUCAAUUCGUCAGACUGUCAAAUAUGGAGGCGGCUGUGGUGCUAUUGAAUCGAUUUAUUCGCAAGAAUACGUACACCUUUAAACCUUUCUCUUUGACCAUCGGUUGGAAGUUCGAAGUGCGCUCAACGCCGAUUCUGCCGGAGGAAAAUCUCAUCAAUACCAUCAGUUUGCGUUGCGUCAUCACAACGGACGGCGUCGUAGAUCUGUACAAAGCUAGUGCAAUUGUCGCUUUCCAGCAUAUCAAGCCCAACUUCUACGAGGAACUGCUCCUGCUGCGUUUGUCGAUACUCUGCUGCAAGAAGGAACAAUAUGAACAGGAAAAGUGCCACAAAUUCUUCGAAAAUAUAUUUGUUAAGGCUUCUACCACAAUCAAAGAAUUGAAAUCCGCUUCAGAGGCCCUAACGGCGCAAAGUAGCUUCCUGCGGGAGCAGUUGGAGGAACGAAAGUCGUAUUUAACAAAGCUCAAAGCAAACCUCGGCACACGCCAGCAACAGCAUCCAUCCGUAUUACGAAUGGUAUCAAAGCGCGUCCCCGUGCCACAGUCAAUACUAAAUAGCGCGCUCCAAGUCUCGGCGACGGACACCCGACAAAAAGAAUCUGUGAUUGUAAUAGAUGAUGAUUGAAUCACCUGAACCGGAGAAAUUAUCGAUUUUGUUGCCUAUAGUCAAUAAGAUAAUAUCGCUUUAUAUGUACAUGUUAUCGCGCUAACGCCUUCGCGUUCUUAUCGUUAUUUUGAAUCGUUUUUAUCUGAUGAUUACUUUCAUAGACAAAACAAAUUUGCUUUUCUGAUUCGUUAACAUUUAGUUUCGGUCCGAUUUUUUUUCCAAAUUCACGUUAAUGGAAAGUGAAAUAUCUAAAUAAAUUCGUAGUCAAAGUAGAAACUAGAUAAGAUUUGUAAAUAUGUGAAACACAUACUUCUGAUUUCAGAAGUCGAUCUCGGUUAAGUACACAGAGUUCAUCCAAAAGGAUGUCUUGUAGGGUAAGCUAAUGCAACGUCACAAUAAAAUAAUGUAGUAUCCUAAAAUGAAGAAUACGUUUUCGAUUUACGAUAACCUACCGAUA